Messenger RNA from Kwoniella shivajii, 762 nucleotides. RefSeq lists its product as uncharacterized. The transcript has 4 exons. NCBI's taxonomy places the organism in Eukaryota, Fungi, Basidiomycota, Tremellomycetes, Tremellales, Cryptococcaceae. Bases 1 to 762 code for a protein of 253 amino acids. The record is from RefSeq and is a predicted model, not a curated record.
AUGCAAAACCAACCACCUCGUACAUAUGCAACAGGACUUCCUGACACCCCGGAUUUUUCUGGUGUCAAUUUCGUCAUCCGUACGUCCUCGCCACCGUUGCUGCUAGAUUAUAUCUAUUCAAAUGGUAUCAUCUCACAUCAAGAACAAGAUUCAAGUUCCACUUUUUUUCUCAAGCGAUACCUGUUCAGAGCACCGUAUUAUUUCUCUUCCUUCCGAUCAGAAUCCGGACUCAAGAUGUCGAUUUCUCGGCAAGAGCUGUCUAGAGCUUGGGUGAUAGGCUUGAACGCAAUGCGAUUUCAUGCCCGAUCCAUACGUUAUCUUGACAAGUGGGGUGGAUGCGGAAUAGACGAUUCCAUUUUGGUAGAUCUCAAAGACCAGUUGAUGACCACUGGUAAAGAAUGGCAAGGCUGUUGGAAGGAACUGGACUGGGCUAUGGGUAUCCUGGAACAAUUCGAGACAGCUCGUUAUGUGCCAGAGGAAUGGGUUUCCUGCAAAUCAUACGAUAUACGCAAUCUGCUGGAAACAACAAAAAGCAAUCACAAUGAUCGGACCUUACAAUAUAUCAGCGACACAUUCAUUUACGCUGCUGUACAUCUCCUCAAUCUGGACAAAGAAGGAUACAAAAAGGAGUACCUGACACUGGCAGAAAAAACUGGGUUGGAUUUGGAAAGCAUACGCUAUUGUUAUGUACCCAAUCUGGAUCUCCUUCCUCCCAAACCCAGGUUCAAUGAUGAACAUGGGAAAAUAACCAAUAUAGGAUAG